This is a messenger RNA of Abrus precatorius (Indian licorice), 1318 nucleotides long. Its product is annotated as peroxidase 51. NCBI's taxonomy places the organism in Eukaryota, Viridiplantae, Streptophyta, Magnoliopsida, Fabales, Fabaceae. The record is from RefSeq and is a predicted model, not a curated record. Bases 170 to 1156 code for a protein of 328 amino acids. Gene Ontology annotation, molecular function: peroxidase activity; heme binding. Gene Ontology annotation, biological process: response to oxidative stress; hydrogen peroxide catabolic process. The transcript is spliced from 5 exons.
UUUUGGAAUUUGGGAAUUUGAUAUUCAAAACAGGCCCCUACCCAGUCCUUAUGCAAAACAUUUUAUAUCUUGGACAUAAUUAGAUCAGCUAUAUAAUUGAAACAAAGGAAGACACAGAACCACACCCUCACUAGGUUUCCUCCUUAACCUUACACUGCUAAAACAGCAAAUGGCUCAGCUUAACCUCAUACUUGUCUGGUUACUCUUCAUAAGUCUGUGCCUUUAUUCAUGUCCUACUUCGGCCCAGCUAAGUCGACACCACUAUGCGAAAACAUGCCCCAAUGUUGAAAACAUUGUGAGAGCAGCAGUCAAAAAGAAAUUUCAUCAAACAUUUGUCACAGUUCCUGCUACCAUUCGUCUCUUCUUCCAUGAUUGCUUUGUGCAGGGUUGCGAUGCUUCGGUUUUGGUAGCAUCCAAGGGAAACAACAAAGCAGAGAAGGAUCACCCUGAUAAUCUUUCACUAGCCGGAGAUGGGUUUGACACAGUGAUCAAAGCAAAAGCCGCAGUAGAUGCUGUUCCUUUGUGCAGGAAUAAAGUUUCAUGUGCUGAUAUUCUAGCCAUGGCAACCCGGGAUGUUAUUGCACUGGCUGGUGGACCUUUCUACGAGGUUGAAUUGGGAAGAUUUGAUGGGUUGAGAUCUAAGGCUUCUGAUGUAAAUGGGAGGCUUCCGCAGCCAGGCUUCAACCUGAACCAGCUUAAUUCCCUGUUUGCGGCCAACGGGCUUACUCAAACUGAAAUGAUAGCACUUUCAGGUGCUCACACCGUUGGAUUCUCUCAUUGCAACAAAUUCUUCAACAGAGUGUAUAAUUUCAAUGGUAAAAGUAGAGUGGACCCUACAUUGAACUUGAAAUAUGCAGCAGAGCUAAAAUCAAUGUGCCCAAGGAAUGUGGAUCCAAGAAUUGCCAUUGAUAUGGACCCAACCACUCCACGGGCAUUCGACAACGUUUACUUCAAGAAUCUUCAGCAGGGAAAGGGCCUGUUCAGCUCAGACCAAGUGCUCUUCACGGACUCAAGGUCCAAGGCCACGGUAAAUGCCUUUGCCAGUAACAGCAAAAUCUUCCAUGCUAACUUCGCCGCUGCCAUGACCAAAUUGGGCCGAGUUGGGGUCAAGAAUGCACAGAAUGGUAACAUUCGAACCGAUUGUUCGGUUAUUUAAUUUACGACAAACAGCCCAAGUUGUUGUAAUGUUUAAGGAUGAGAGUAUUAUCAACUUAUGGGAAUACAUUAUGUAUAUUUGUUUUCCUUUAUGUUUAAAAUCGUAAGUACUGAAAGUAGCUAAUUUCUCAGCUGGCAUGAUUUUUUUGGGGGAAGUCAAUUU